AUGAUCCAAUGGGUAUCACUAGGGGCACAUGCGUUUGGUGUUGCCCGAAGACGAGUUGCGGUGGCUCCUGCGUCUAACUUCCAAACGAUGACAACUAGGUUUGGUUGUUGUCGAUUGUAUCUCUCAUCAACUUCAGCGCCACCACAAUGCGAGAUAAAAAAUAUCCGGUGGGUUCAAGAUUCUGUCCUUGAAGUAAUUUCUGAAGUUUUUGAUCCAGCGGAGGUUGCACGGGGUGUAGCACUCGCAAAACUGAACCGAAAAAAGAAAGGCAAGAAAAAGAAAAAGGAAGGAGCUCAGGUUGAAGAAGACGUUUUGAGUGAAGAUGAAAAAAUGGAGAUUGUCGAGCGCGCUGUCGCUAAUGCUAAGCCAUUUGAUAUCGCCGAUACGAUGGUGACUCUCGCAACUAGACCAGAGUUUGGGGACUAUCAGAUCAAUGCUGCCUUGGGAUUGUCACGAGCUCUCAAAAUGAGUCCCCAUGAAUGCGCUGGAUUAAUCGUAGAAAAGUUGUUGCCUGUGAUUUAUGAAUACAUGGAGGAACCCGAAAUUGCAGGUCCAGGAUUCAUCAAUCUGCGCUUCAAGAAUGACUAUUUGGCUGCCGCAACAUCUCAAAUGGCUGCCGACGCUACUGGUCGGCUUUCGUUGCCAGAAACCAAGAAAAAGGAAAAGAUCAUAGUCGACUUUUCAUCCCCAAACAUUGCAAAAGAAAUGCACGUUGGUCAUUUGAGGUCAACGAUUAUUGGUGAUACUCUGUGCAACCUAUUGGAAUUUGUCGGUCACGAUGUUAUCAGACUAAACCAUGUAGGCGAUUGGGGGACACAAUUUGGAAUGCUUGUUGAGCACUUGCGAGAUGAGUAUCCAGCUGCAUUAAGCGCAGAAUCUUCAGCGAAUGUGGAUCUUGGAGACCUCGUGGAACUUUACAAAGCCGCGAAGAAGCGUUUUGAUGCAGACCCUGAUUUCAAAAUCAAGGCACGUGAAUGUGUUGUACAACUCCAAGCUGGUAAUGAUGAUGAAGUCGCUGCGUGGAAAGCACUUUGUGCUGCUUCGAGAGUCGAGUAUCAAAAGAUUUAUGAUAUGUUGAACAUUCGCGGACUCGUUGAACGUGGUGAAUCGUUUUACAAUCCAUACUUGAAUGACGUUGUUUCGGCACUUGAGAGCCAAAGAUUUGCUGUCGAAAGCGAGGGUACACUCGCAGUUUUCUUGGAUGGUUACAAGAAUAGGGAUGGGACCCCCCUUCCAAUGAUCGUUCGCAAGUCUGACGGUGGCUUCAACUACGCGACUACAGAUCUAGCAGCUAUCCGCCACAGGGUGGAGUUUGAAGUCGAAGGCGGCGGAGAAAAGGCAGACCGUGUACUGUACGUAACUGAUGCAGGUCAGUCACAACACUUUAAUAUGGUCUUUGAAGCUGCAAAACAGGCAGGGUUCGUCCCUGAGAAUUCUUCCCUGGAACACGUUUCUUUUGGUUUGGUGCAGGGUGCCGAUGGGAAGAAGUUUGCAACACGUUCUGGCGAUACGGUGAAAUUGAAGGAUUUGCUGAAUGAAGCCGUACGAAUAGCUUCUGAAGAUAUAUGUCAGAGGUCAGAGAACGAUUGUGUUUCAAAAGAGAUUCUGGGUCGAGUUGCGAAAACAGUUGGUAUUGGUGCAGUGAAGUAUGCUGAUCUUUCUAUGAACCGCGAAUCCAAUUAUAGAUUCAGCUAUGAGAGAAUGCUUAGUUUGAACGGUAACACAGCGCCGUACAUGCUGUACGCAUAUGCAAGAAUAUGUGGAAUUAUUCGAAAGUCUACUGGUCAAAAAGAUGAAAAACCUAUUAAAUGGCCAGAAGCAUCAGAGAUUAUUAUCACGGAAGAGGCGGAAGUGGAGCUGAUGCGAAACCUUGCUCACCUUCCCGAUAUUCUACUUGAGGUUGAGCGCGAUUUGUACCCAAACAAAAUCUGUGACUAUCUUUUUGAGACUAGUCAAAAGUUCAACAAGGUAAGUUUUUCUUCCAGCUGCGAUACGCGAAAAUCCGAGGUUGAUAUGCGGUAG
Molecule: messenger RNA, 2022 nt
Organism: Cylindrotheca closterium
Lineage: Eukaryota; Bacillariophyta; Bacillariophyceae; Bacillariales; Bacillariaceae
Source: the annotation of a GenBank genome assembly